AUGACGGCCACUGCAACCAUAGCCUCUACGGACAUGGGGCUCCUGCUGAGAGAUGAUGUUUUUGUUGAUUUUUUCAACACAUUUCUGAAUCUUCCGGUUUUUGGCCAGACACCCAUUUACAUCAGCAGCAUGGGCCAGUGGGACCUCUGGCCAGAGCUGCCAAGCCACUUGGAACCCAGCCCCACGGCGUUACUGGCUUGGCUGGAAAAGCACCGGCUGCCUCACUUCUGCAGAUCCAGCCUGUGCCUCCACCUUGUCCUCUGCCAGAAGCUCCUGGGUUUCAUUCGGUCGGGGGAAGCAGGGGAAGAACUGACCAACUUCUGGCUCACCACUGAAAGGCUCCUGGGGCUUGACGAGUCAGACGCGAGGCAGAGGGACCUCUAUUUGUCCUUGCUCCACAGGCUGAAAGCCACUCACCUGCGUCAAGGCUCCAGCGUCAUCACUCUUUGCAGGACCAUCGUUGGGUUGCUGCCAAAAGCCAGGCACAUUCAGCCCAUCAGCACCAGAAGGGACAUCCUAAGCAAGAUGCAGGAACGGGCCCUCUUUAUGAUUCAGAGUUACUGGCUCCCUAAAUUCUUCAUCCACUGCAAGAAGGGCAUGGAGGAAGAGAAAUCAUGCUGGCCUCUGCUGCAGGAAUAUCAGGAGCGUUUAUUACAGGCCAACUCGCAGGAGCCCUCAGGCUUUUCGGAGAAUCUCUUCACGAUGCAUAUUAAAAGGAGCCAGGGUUUGUCAGGGCCCUACUGCAGCAAGAAGGCCAAAGCAGAGAUCUGGACUCUGGUCAAGGAGGGAAGAGACACCCAAGAAAUGAAGAUGCCCAGUUUUCAGGUGCAACGAGAAAGGCAGCCGGGGCCAGCUGGGAGCACAAAGGAAUCAUGUCUGGAUAAGGAUGCUUUGGGAUCGAUUACUCAGCAUUCAGAGCAUCCUGCAAACACUGCUUUUCGAGGCAAAGGAGGAGCAGCCUCUCCCAAAAGACCUAGACCCAGUGCAAAGCAGGUCCUUCAUCUGGAAGACCUCUGUGAAGAGAAAGUCCUCUCUAACUUGCAUUCCUCUGCACCCCUUGUCCAUCUGCCAUCCCUGAAAAAGCCGGUCAAGACCCUGAGUUUCCUUCCCUGGGCCCUUAGUGCUGACACCUGUGCAGGUCGGCCCUUCAGGGACUUCUUGAAGUGCCAGGACCGGCCUGUGGAGACUCAUCUCCUGGACCUGUGGCAUGACCUGGAGGAAUUUCUGCCCGUGGUGCUGGACCCCAGCAGAGAAAACUGUUUCUUUCUGUGUCAUAUGAUCGGGAAGAAGAUAUGCAAGACCUACCUGGAGGAGGGCACCAUCCAGCAGCUUCCCUUGGAGACCAGGACUCUCAGGAGCUUGCGGAACCAUCUGAUGUCUGGAGAAUUCUCCCCCUGGAUAUUCAGAGCCCAGAAGGAGAUUUGCAAGGUGCUCUGCAGCUUCUAUGAAGAAUUUCUGGCUGACGAUGACAAGACGUUCCUCCAGUCUACGUCUCUGCGGAGUGAUGUCCUGAUGCCGAAGAUGCAAGGCCAUGCUGUUGGGAAAGAUGAAUGUUUCCUCCUGUCCCAGCGGAUAAACAAAUCCUUGAAGCUGAGCCAGGCCUUGCAUGGCACGAGGAACUUGGAAGGUCUCUCCUCCAAGCACUGGCGAUUAAUUGCGACUCGGGACCUCCGGAAAGGGGGCUCCAUCCAGGCAGAGGUGGAACCUCUCCUGUGCAGGACCGACUCCCAGAAGAUGACGUCAAAUGUGCUCGCUGUUCAGAAACCCUUGCUGGCUGUGGAUAGCCCAAGCAAGGAAAAUGAGCUUCUGUGUCUCAAAAGCCCAUCACUUGGUGAGUCCAGUCUGAGCAGGCUAGAAGCAGGACACUUCAUGAAAGUACUGCACAACCCUGCCCACCUGCAGUUCUUCAAGCAGUUCCUCAAGGAGCGCAACGCAGAUGAACCACUGCGUUUCUGGAUGGCUGUGGAGAGGCUAGUUGCAGAGACCAACCCCAAGACGAAGAGCUUCCUCAUUAACAACAUUAUCAGAAAUUAUUUCCAUGCCGAAAUCCCAGCUGAGGAACAGCUGGAUUGCCACACUUCUAUCAUCAAAGAAAUAAAUGAGGCUGAAACAGUCAGCCCCUUGAUGUUGAUGACAGCACAGAUCUUUGUCCAGAAAGCAAUGGAAAAACAAUGGUUUAAAGAGUACCAGGACCUGUUCCCCCCGAGCGAUACGCAUAAGUCUAACCUUUGUUUGCAGCAUGGGAUGAGGAACUUCAUAACAGACAAGCUGCGGUGGGCCUGGUAUGCCAUUCGCGACGUGGUCAAGAGCAUCUGCAAGUUCCGGAGAGAGAUGGGCAAUGACAAAUGCCGUGCGGAGUUUGAGGAAUUUCUCCGUCGGGAACUAGGAAAUGAGGAGGAAAACUUGCCCACCAGCUCAAUGCAGAGCAGCAGCACCGUGAGCACUUGCCGCUCCCACACGGCCUCUACCAGCACCCCACCAGACAAGGAGGUGGUACUAGUGAAACGCCGCCUGUUUAACAGCCAGCUCAUUACUGUCAACUUCCUCGUCGAUGACCUCCGGUUUUAUCUGGAGAUCGACAAGUUUUCCAGGCUGGCUGAUUCAGUUGAAGCUCUGGCAGCCCGCAACAUGCAGUCAGAAAAGGAAGUUGCUUUUCUCAAACGGAAAGUCGCCAUCAUCAGCAAACUCUUCCUGAACUCUGAUAUUCCCCCCAAACUGCGGGUAAACAUCUCUGAAGAAGAGAGAGAUUUAAUCUGGAGUUUAUCUUCCAAGGGGCUACUGAACCGUGUCCUCUACCACAGGGCCAAGGUCAUCAUCUUCCCCAUCCUGAUGCACUUCUGGAGAAGGUUCUGCACCUGGAAGGUGAUGAGGAGCUUUCGGGUCUCUGCAAAGGACAGGGUGCCAAUCUCUUUGCCCAGUACAAAAACCUCUUCCGAAUCAUCUGACAUCUACAGUCCAAGCAAUCACACCGUCAUUGUCUUCACGCUCCUGAAAGGGGUCCAGAUCCUGCUGCCCCAGCCCCAGAAGAAAAUGGAGCCACUGGAGGAGCAAAAAGGCACUGAGGAAAGGACAGACCUCUGA
Haliaeetus leucocephalus (bald eagle) is the source of this 3081-nucleotide messenger RNA. RefSeq names its product regulator of G-protein signaling like 1 (gene RGSL1). The record is from RefSeq and is a predicted model, not a curated record. The transcript is spliced from 19 exons. NCBI's taxonomy places the organism in Eukaryota, Metazoa, Chordata, Aves, Accipitriformes, Accipitridae. Bases 1 to 3081 code for a protein of 1026 amino acids.